AAGAUGUGAGAUGACUUACAGUGCAUGGCAAAUGGGUAGACAAAUCAGUAUUAUUUGUCUUGCCCUUGUUCUGCCAGGACAGAUUGUUUUCAUUUCUUUCAUUUAGAUCUACAAUCUACACUUCGAGGUACAAUAAAAGCAUAAAAGUCAAAAUUAAGAUUGUUGGCCACAUAAAAGAGUCAAAAGAAUAUAGAGGAGAGCUAAAGUUGAUGUAAUAAACCCAUUAACCAUUUACGGUGUAUGGGGUUUUCCACAAUCUAUAUACACAUAUAUAUGAAGUUGUACAUAAACAAGAGAAAAAGAAGUGGGAAAACAGGGUGAGACAUUGUAGAUCCCAGGAGGAAAAGCAAAGGUGUAAAUAUUAACAUCAAUGUUGAAUGAGCUGCAUUCAGCUGCAUGUUGGUGAUGGCUCACUCAGAUACAUGAGCCACUGUUAAUGCUAGAAGUAAAUCCUGUGCUUUACGAGUAAAACAGUCUGCUGCUGACAGCUGCACUGUAUGAUUUUAAAACAUACUUAUGCCCAUCUGCACGCCGAGACGUAGCGUGUUACGUCAUCGAAGGGGGGCUUUGCGUAAAGGGCGUGGUGUCGUGUAUCUGCGUGCAGUCUGCGGUCCACCGCCAAAUUCAAACAGAGAAAGAAAGAAACCACAGCAGCGACAGUCAGGCGGCUGAAACGAGAGGACAGCGGCUCAUUUGUUCAAAGGUAAGCUCAGUCAGCAUGACGUCUUCAGUGAUGGAUGGAGUUGGCAGAGCCGUGGUGGGAGUCUGGCGUGCGCACACAGUCCUGGAUGAGUCUGACGGACCAGAGAGUUCCCCGGAAGCCCCAGACCGUUUCCGCAAGCUUCCCUCCUCGUCUUCGCUCAACUCUUUGCGGAUGUCACUACGCAAGCGGCUUCCACUGCGAUCAGUCCAGGUCAACUCCCUCCCAGAGAACCCGACCUGGGAACCCACGAAGGAACAGAAAAAGACCAACACAGUCCGCAAACUUACCCGCAGUGCUCGGAACUCCAUCAGUGGAGUUUACCAGAGGAUGCAGAGGACCAGAGAGUUUACCCGGGAGGAGUGUUUGGUACAGACCCCAGGUAGAAUGUGUGAUGGGGAUGAAGCUGGUGCAUCAACUUCCCACACCCCGAGGCGCACUCCUGGUCGAGCAGGAGCGACACCCAGGCGCACCCCCAGAGCAGGAGCCACACCCGGACGUACCCCGGGCUCUAGAGGACGAAAAACUCCCGAGGCUGGCGUACGGGGAGUGAGAACAGGAGGAGGCAGGAGGCAACUGGUCCGCAUGGCUGCACUACGAAGUCCCUUUGCCUCCCCCAACACACAGAACCAGAGGCUAAAGUUUGACCAAGAUUUGGAGUCAGUAUCCAGUGGACUCAAGAGGCUCAAACGUCUGUCCAAGGCCUUCGAUAACAUCAUUGGUAGAGAUGACAGUACCAGUACAAGGGAACGUUCUGGAGGAGCAGUGAUGAGAAAGCUGGAUCCAAGCGGUAAACUGAGUCGCUCAAACCUCACGCGUCGAGCCACAAACCUCUCGACCACACUGGGAGGCUGGGCCCACACAGCUGUGAACACUAUUCGCAAACCCAACUGAUCUGCGUGUGUGUGUGUACUGUAAACACAGUACUUAUAGACAUGUUCACAUUUAUCAUAUAUCGAUGUGUUACUGUUACAUUUACAUGUAGUGUUGUCGUGACACUGGGAGAGUGUUACAUGACAGCUUGUUCUUUUUCUAUCUAUACCACGUGAAAUUAGCAACAUCCAAGUAUUUCUUGUGUGUUUACACGUCUCAGGUUAGCUAGUUGGGAGUAAAAUAUCUUAAAUGUAGCUACCAAAGGGAUUUUUGUACUGUGGUGUAUGUAUCUGUCGUAGCUGCUACAACCAAAUGUCCUAGUUACAUUUUCUAAGUACUAAUAUUUCUAUUUUCACUCUGCAUAGAAACGUGUUGCCAGUUUCUGAAAUUUUCAUGAAACAAAUGCUGCAAAAGACCAAAACUGUAUCUGCAGAACUAACACUAUUUACAGACGGAGAGGAGAUGCAUACGUUUCCUCUAUUAUAUAUGUAUAUGCAAUAAUGUUACUAACAUUUGUUAUGUGUAUUUUUUUAUAAGUCAUUUAAUUAAGCCAAAUUGUAAAGUGUAUUUUCUAUGAAAGGGGACUUUUUAAAAAAAUAUUAUGUAGCCUAGGCAGAUUUAGAUUGCGGCACUGAGGACAGCACCUUUAAUGGCCUGUGGAUUAUUCCUGCUACAGCACUGUCUGCAUAAAUCAUUUGAUAAUGCAAUGGAAAGCUGUGAUGACUCAUUAACUGAUGACAAAGAUAAUGAUGUUAUAAAGCCAUAUCCCGCAGGUUAUUAGUGUAGUGACUGUCAAACAUUUAGCCUCCAAUGAGGUAAAACACUAUUCUGUCAUUUCAGUGUAUUAGUACACCCUGCUCUGCAAUAAUGAGAGAAAGGGAGCCAAUGUCCCUGAAUGAAUGUGAAAAAAUCAAAUCUCAAAAUAAAACCUGUAUGCUUCAACA
Messenger RNA from Larimichthys crocea (large yellow croaker), 2517 nucleotides. RefSeq names its product PICALM interacting mitotic regulator (gene pimreg). The transcript has 5 exons. The record is from RefSeq and is a predicted model, not a curated record. Lineage: Eukaryota; Metazoa; Chordata; Actinopteri; Sciaenidae. Bases 719 to 1594 code for a protein of 291 amino acids.